Molecule: messenger RNA, 712 nt
Organism: Chenopodium quinoa (quinoa)
Lineage: Eukaryota; Viridiplantae; Streptophyta; Magnoliopsida; Caryophyllales; Amaranthaceae
Exons: 2
Coding region: 229-462 (77 amino acids)
Source: RefSeq, a predicted model, not a curated record
CCCUUUUAAGUCUAAAAUAACGCGGCCACUACAAAGCACAUAAAGCCACAAAUAUACUCCGUAUUAUAAUUAAAACCGCACCAUUCAGUUGACCGCCCAUUCAUCUCCUUACAUACAUAUUAACUCCAUCUUCUUCACCCAAAAACACAGUAGCAAUUUUUUUCAAUUUCAAAGAAGGAGAAAAAAAAAACCCUAAUCCGAAAAAAAAGCCACCAUAACUCCAUAAUCAUGUGUUGCUGUGAUGGUGAUUGCAGGCCAUUGGGCUUUUUAUUGGGCCUUCCUUUCGCUUUCUUAUCUCUCCUCCUCUCCAUUGUCGGCAUAAUCAUUUGGAUCGUCGGAUUGACGUUGAGUUGCAUAUGCCCGUGCUGUUUGUGUGUGACCGUCUUAGUGGAAUUGGCACUUGAGUUGAUCAAAGCCCCUAUUCAUGUCAUGGAGUGGUUUACUUCUAAGAUCCCUUGUUAAUUUUUUAUUAAUAUAUAUUUUUUUUUAAUUUCAAGUUUAAUUUAGUUUUAUGAUUUUUGUAAAUUUCAAUAAUUAAAUUUCUGGGGUUUUGUGUAUUUUAAUGAUGAUCAAGAUGAUUUUUGACUUGUAUAUUGUUCAUAAUAUGGAUUCUUUUUCGGAGUGAGUUGUGAUGUACUUUUGUGAUUUACUAAGCUUUUAGUUUGUAUCGAUUAUUUGGUCAAAAUCUUGCACAUUAUUUUCCGGACGUUAA